Molecule: messenger RNA, 5256 nt
Organism: Colius striatus (speckled mousebird)
Lineage: Eukaryota; Metazoa; Chordata; Aves; Coliiformes; Coliidae
Gene: FGFR3
Product: fibroblast growth factor receptor 3
Exons: 18
Coding region: 126-2618 (830 amino acids)
Biological process (GO): protein phosphorylation; multicellular organism development; positive regulation of MAPK cascade
Cellular component (GO): membrane; signaling receptor complex
Molecular function (GO): ATP binding; fibroblast growth factor receptor activity; fibroblast growth factor binding
Source: RefSeq, a predicted model, not a curated record
GCGGCUGCGGGCGCUCCCAGCCUUCGUGCCUCGCUCCCUCCAUGCGCGGUGCGCGGCCAGCCGUGGGGCUUGCGCAGCGCGGCGGCGGAGCGGAGCGCUGAGCGGCGGCAGCAUGCGGCCGCGGGAUGUCUGAGGCCGGCGGUGCGGCGGCGGCCGAGCUGCCCCGGCGCCGCGGCGGAGGCAUGCGGGCGGCCUGGGGCUCCGUCUGGUGCCUGUGCCUGGCAGCGGCCGUCGGCGGGAUGCCGGCGGGGCGGCGGGGCGGCGGGGCGGCGGCGGAGAGGAGCGGCGGGCAGCCGGCAGAAUACUUGAGGAGUGAGACCGCCUUUCUGGAAGAGUUGGUGUUUGGAAGUGGAGAUACCAUUGAACUUUCCUGUAACACCCAAGGCUCUUCUGUGUCUGUUUUCUGGUUUAAAGAUGGUAUUGGGAUUGCACCUACCAACAGAACUCAUAUUGGACAAAAACUGUUGAAGAUAAUCAAUGUGUCAUAUGAUGACUCGGGGCUCUACAGUUGCAAGCCAAGGCAUUCCAGCGAGGUCCUGGGAAACUUUACAGUCAGAGUUACAGACUCCCCUUCAUCGGGUGAUGAUGAAGACGAUGAUGACGAGUCAGAAGAUACAGGUGUCCCCUUCUGGACCCGGCCAGAUAAGAUGGAGAAGAAGCUGCUGGCAGUUCCCGCUGCCAACACCGUUCGCUUCCGAUGUCCGGCGGGUGGAAAUCCAACUCCUUCCAUCUACUGGCUGAAAAAUGGCAAGGAGUUCAAAGGAGAGCACAGAAUUGGGGGCAUCAAGUUGCGACACCAGCAGUGGAGCUUGGUGAUGGAGAGUGUGGUGCCAUCAGAUCGAGGAAAUUACACCUGUGUUGUGGAAAACAAAUACGGCAACAUUAGGCACACCUACCAGCUUGAUGUAUUAGAAAGGUCACCCCACCGACCAAUUCUGCAGGCAGGGCUCCCUGCCAACCAGACUGUGGUGGUAGGGAGCAAUGUGGAGUUUCACUGCAAGGUUUACAGCGAUGCCCAACCUCACAUCCAGUGGCUGAAACAUGUGGAAGUGAACGGCAGCAAAUAUGGACCCGAUGGGACACCCUAUGUCACUGUGCUGAAGUCUUGGAUCAGUAAAAACGCUGAAGCCGAUGCUAACCUAAAUCUGUUCAAUGUGACAGAACAAGAUGAAGGAGAAUAUCUGUGUAGAGCCAACAAUUUCGUAGGCAUAGCCGAAAAGCCAUUUUGGCUCCACAUUCGCAAACCAAAACCAGCGGAGGAGCUCAUGGAAAUGGAUGGCUCAGGCUCAGUGUACACUGGCAUUCUCAGUUAUGGCGGUAGCUUUCUUUUCUUUAUCCUGGUGCUGGUCGCUGUGAUUAUCUGCAGGAUGAAAAUGCCAAAGAAAAAAGCCAUGAACACCCCCACUGUGCAGAAGGUCUCCAAAUUUCCACUCAAGAGACAGCAGGUGUCGUUGGAGUCCAACUCUUCCAUGAAUUCCAACACGCCCCUGGUUCGGAUCACACGGCUCUCCUCCAGUGACGGGCCGAUGCUGGCCAACGUCUCCGAGCUGGAACUGCCUUCAGAUCCCAAGUGGGAAUUGGCACGCUCUCGCCUCACCCUGGGGAAGCCGCUCGGCGAGGGGUGUUUUGGCCAAGUAGUGAUGGCAGAAGCAAUUGGGAUUGAUAAGGACAAGCCAAACAAGGCCAUCACAGUUGCUGUCAAGAUGUUAAAAGAUGAUGCCACAGACAAGGACCUUUCUGACCUGGUCUCUGAGAUGGAAAUGAUGAAAAUGAUUGGGAAGCAUAAAAACAUUAUUAACCUCCUUGGUGCCUGCACACAGGAUGGACCGCUCUAUGUGCUGGUGGAAUACGCGUCAAAAGGGAACUUACGGGAAUACCUCAGGGCACGUCGCCCACCUGGCAUGGACUAUUCCUUCGACACCUGCAAGCUGCCUGAGGAGCAGUUGACAUUUAAAGACCUGGUUUCCUGUGCCUACCAGGUGGCCCGGGGCAUGGAGUACUUGGCAUCUCAGAAAUGCAUUCAUCGCGACUUGGCAGCCAGGAAUGUGUUAGUCACUGAAGACAAUGUGAUGAAAAUAGCUGAUUUUGGCCUCGCUAGAGACGUUCACAACAUUGACUAUUACAAGAAAACCACCAAUGGUCGGCUGCCUGUGAAAUGGAUGGCUCCAGAAGCCUUGUUUGACCGGGUCUAUACUCACCAGAGUGAUGUCUGGUCUUUUGGAGUACUACUCUGGGAGAUCUUCACUUUGGGAGGGUCUCCAUACCCAGGAAUUCCCGUGGAGGAACUCUUCAAGCUCUUGAAGGAAGGCCAUCGGAUGGACAAACCCGCAAACUGCACCCAUGAUUUGUACAUGAUCAUGCGGGAGUGCUGGCACGCUGUCCCCUCGCAGCGACCCACCUUCAAACAGCUGGUGGAAGACCUGGACAGGGUCCUCACCGUGACGUCCACUGAUGAGUACCUGGACCUGUCAGUGCCCUUCGAGCAGUACUCACCGGCCGGCCAGGACACCCACAGCACCUGCUCCUCAGGGGACGACUCGGUCUUUGCACAUGACCUGCUGCCCGACGAGCCCUGCCUGCCCAAGCAUCCCCCCUGCAACGGCGUCAUCCGGACGUGAGGCGUCCCCUGCAGACGGACGGGCAGGCAGCGUGCCCACAGGGGCACGAACACGGGGCGCCGAGGACGAAACUGUAGUGAAGGAUCUUCCAGCGGAACUGUGUGGUGGUGCCUGGAGAUUUGUGUUGUUGUUGAGCUGUUCAGGGUAAACAAAACAAAAUAAGAGAUUAAUUUUUUUUUAGAGAUUUUUUGUUGUUGUUUUGGGGUUGUUUUUUUUCCUGGUUGCUGUAUAAAAAGUCAAGAAGCACUGUUUGGCCUGAAGGAACUAAUCUCUUGCCAAGAUGAUCUAUCAUAUAUGUUUUUUGUUGUUAUUUUUCUUUUUUUUUUCUUUUUUAACUAAGGAGAAUGUUGAACCUGGGGGUGUCUCUGACCCUCCCAGCCUCCACACUUGCGUUUUGAGUGCCAGAGUAGCCGUUCUGUGCCUGCAAUAUGAAGAAGAGGAGAAAAGAAAAAGAAUCUUCCUUUUUUUAAAGAAAAAAGAAAACACAAACAAACAAAAAAAAAAGUGUAAAGAAUGUAGAAGUUCUUUGCUUAUGCAAUCUGUACAUGAACCUUUUUGGUGGAGCUGAAAAGCCACGUUGCCUGCAGGGAUUCAUAUAUUUAUAAAAAUAUCUAUAUUUUUGUUGUCGUCGUUUUUAUAGCUUCAUGAUCGUACCUACCCAGCUACGUAGAAGGAAUCCUUUUUGAAAGAAGAAAACAACGUUUAAGCAACAUGCAAAUCAUCAUGGAGAAAGGAAAAAAAAAAGGAGAUGGUCAAGUCAUCUGAAAUGAUGGUGCGUUGGCCAAGCUCACCCAUCUGACAGCAGCGGGGGACCUGGCUCCUGGGUGCCCACCUGGCAUCUCAAGCCACAUCCUGACCUUUGGGAACAGCCGUGUUUGGGGAAAAGAAAAUCUUGCUUUUUGGGGGGGUUGCAUCUUUUUGCAUGCCAGGGGUGAGUGGGGGAGGAGCAGCUCUUCCAUCCACCCCUCAACGCCAGCAGUUUGGCUCCAUCAACGUGCAGUGACUCGGAGAAAAAAGUUACGGGUACCUGUAGGCAAGAGCCUUUAACUUAUAUCAAAAAGGUUUAUUCCAGAGAAUCUGUGUAUAUAUCUAUAAAUAUAUUCUGUAUAUAUAUAAAUAAAUAUAUUAAAAAAAAGAAUGUAUAAUACUAAUGCAACAUAAAGCAGUACUGAGAGAGAGUAUCAAAAUACGAGCAUUGCAAUCUAGGAUAUACUGAUCUGGGCAAAAGAAAAAAGAGUGUUUGUUUGUUUGUUUGUUUGUUUUAUAUCUUCACAGUUUUGUUUUAAAAAUUGUAUCUUAACAUGUAUAUUUGUAAAGUUAUUUAUAGACAUUAACAUAUCUGUCCCUCGGUUUAAAUAGCAUAGUGUUAAUGUAAACUUUGAAAUUUCACCGAGCUUAAGGGUGGGGUUUUUUUUUUUUUUUAACUUAUUAAAAAUGGAGAAAAAAUAUAUUAAUCAAGUUUUUCUUUUGUGUUUAUGGGAAAUAUUGAAAGAAUGUAUAGAUGUACAGUCCUUUUAACAAAUUACAUUUAAUGUUAUAAAUAUAUAUAUAUGUAUUCCUUUUUUUAAAAAAACACAAAUAUUAGUUUAUCCUGGAUUGCAGUGAGCAAAGGUAAGUUUAUUUUUCAAUACAUCACCAGUGGUUAAACCAAACAAAUAGCAGCAGAGAGAUGAUUUUUUACAUAUUUCAGAAGAACAGGGCCAAGAAUUCUUCCAUCAGUUUAACCACUGUGCAUUAAGGGGGCGUGGGUGUUUAUUUUUCUAUUUUCAAAUGAAGGUAUUCUUUGUGGUCGAGUUAAUAACAAGCAUGCAGCGAAGAGAAAUGUUGACUUUGGAUCAUGCGGGGUAAUAUUUUUUUUUCCCCCCCUUGCCAGUAGCGUUGUAUUUUGGGCCUCAGAAAUGCCAUGUGAGCAAAAUAGCAAGAAGAAUGACACUGUUUGCAGGAGGUGUGCAGCGACUGUGUAUUUCUUUUCCGUCUUAACACGCUGGAAAAUACCAGUGAUGCCUGAUUUUCUGUGCUGAAAACACUGUGCUGGUUUUUUGUUCCUCGAUGUCAAGAGAGCUGUUUAAAAGCACAGGGGCAAACUAGGGAAUUUUAGCAUAGAUCAAGCUGACAAGGGGGGAGAUUUGAGCUAGGGGGUUUUUUUUAGGGUGAGUAUUUUUGAGGAUUGGGGUUGUUUUUUUUUUUUAUCCAGAAGACAUUUAUCUACUACCACAAAGAGGAAAAGCAAAUUGCAUCGUGAAUUAUUUCUUUCCAUUUUUCUCUGGUGCAUAUUUCGUAUCCAUGUUUCAGAAUAACAGGAUGACAGCAUCUCAUUUUAAGACUUUUUUCUCUUUUUUUUUUUUGUCUUCUUAGAGCCACAAAAUCUUUAUCCUAAAAUAAAUAAUUUAUAGUUUGAGGUUACUUCAGUGGAAGUUUGAGAAGGUAGAUUUCUAUAGAUUUUUUUUGUUCUGUUUUGUUGGAAUAAAAAAGAAUUUUUUUGGUAUUUUCUUACAAAUGUCUGCUAAUUGUGUACAUUCCAAGUACUGGAAGUGUCAAGUUUUCCUGUACUGAAAAAAGAAAAUGUACAAAAGUGUGCAUGAUUUCAAAUGUUACUAGAUAUUAUAAAUAUAUAUAUAAUUUAUUGAGUUUUUACAAG